Scophthalmus maximus (turbot) is the source of this 1633-nucleotide messenger RNA. Its product is annotated as chromatin complexes subunit BAP18. The coding region runs from base 391 to 927 and encodes 178 amino acids. The transcript has 5 exons. Lineage: Eukaryota; Metazoa; Chordata; Actinopteri; Pleuronectiformes; Scophthalmidae. Gene Ontology annotation, cellular component: MLL1 complex; NURF complex. The record is from RefSeq and is a predicted model, not a curated record.
CUUUCGCCAGGCGGGCAUUUCAACGGCGCCGCCAUUUUCCAUUAGCCAUCCAGUUCUUUAUCAUAUGUGCAUGUGAUGCCUCCUGUGGCGGCGAGCUGUUGUCGUGGCGCCACAACAUGUCCGCAAGCACAGCUCCUCGAGCGGUGACGUUGUAUUAGCGGCGGCGAUGUCAAAACGUUAACAGCACAAUGCACGGGUGUGUUGCCCCAACGCCGGAUUUCUCCGGGCACCGACGCUGAGACCGGGACGAGGGGAGACUUGUAGCCGCUCCGUGGCACCGGCGCAACGGCCGAUGCGAUUCAACCAAGCCGUUAGCAUCUUAGCGGCUACUCGAGCCAACGUGGAAGGCGUCGCUGGGUCCUCGUCUGCCAUAACGCACGGACCGGUAGAAUGACGUCAGCCUCCACCAAAGUUGGGGAGAUCUUCUCUGCAGCUGGAGCUGCCUUCACCAAACUAGGAGAGCUCACCAUGCAGCUUCACCCAGUGGCAGACUCCAGUCCAGCAGGUUCCCAUCUUCCCUGCAGUGGUCCGACAAAGAGCAUGGCAAAGAGGAAGCUGUAUGAAGACGGAGCUCCGCCCGCCUCCUCAGACGGGCCCAAGAAGGUCGUCAAGAAAGCUACAGCUCCUCUCACCAUGGCAACGCAGGGCACCCCGACCGUCAUCUCUGUGCCCACAGCACCAGCGGUGUUGCCGUCAGGAUUACAGGGGCCGCCUUCCAGCCAGGCCCCCCUGAAGAAACAGAAGACGGCAGAUGUGACCCUUAGUGCUCUGAACGACUCCGAUGUCAACAGUGACCUUGUGGACAUGGAGGGGUCCAACUCCAAAAAACUCAACAACUUCGAUCAAGAUUUUGUCUCCAUAGAUAACCUGAACCUGGACUCCAGCCUCAUCAUGAAUCCCAGUGACCUUCCUCUGCUCUCCCGCUGACCUUUCACUUCCCGACGGACAGAACUAUCCUAGAAUGUUGUAAUGAAACGGACUGAUCCAUUGUGCCAGACGAUGCCAACCACCAACAUUACAGUAAACUAAAUACAGUAGUCUUUGUGUCUACUACUGUGAGAUUUGUCGGCUCCAGUAGAAAAAAAUGUUUGAAUCACUUUUACUACAAGACAUUUUUAUUUUAGUCUUCGUCCAAUGUUGCUUAGUACACGAACGUCCAAAACGUCCUAGCAAUUAGAGGUUAGUUGCUAGGAUUCAUUCUCCCUGUGUUUCUUUAAACGAGAAGUCAGACAAAAAAACCCGAUGCAGCAGAGAAACCUGCUUCAUCGACGUGGUGAAACAUUUGUCUCGUGUUUCAUGUUCAAAUCAGUCUCACCACAUUAAAAAAAAAAAAAAAUGUUCUACUACAUUUUGUAGUAGCAGAUGUCGACACAAGAGUGAGUAUUUAGCUCGGCAAAACAUUUAGGGGGAUUGGUUCCGGCAUAUCUUUAAUGUGAUCGUCUUAACGUCUCCUCAGUCUUAAGGACACAAAGGGUCAGGUCAUUUACUCAGUUGCCUGGUAUCCGAAGACGGCAUCUCAUUUUGUUUCAGAGAUAAAAACGUGUCUGUGGAGAGUGAACAUUUUGUGAUAUUAACGAAUGUGGAAGCCGAACCUCCUGUGUGAAUGUAUUAAAGUUGUAAUUAUAAAACAAAA